This is a messenger RNA of Fraxinus pennsylvanica, 690 nucleotides long. Lineage: Eukaryota; Viridiplantae; Streptophyta; Magnoliopsida; Lamiales; Oleaceae. The record is from the annotation of a GenBank genome assembly.
AUGGAGAAGAGUGCGAGAGAGACGCGUGACUUCAUGAACGUCGAAUCAUUCUCCCAGCUACCCUUUAUUCGUCCGGCUCUAGUCAAAGAAAAGGCCAUUAGGCUCUUUGGUAAAGAAUUUGGAGGUGAGUCAACAGCUAACGAUGAAUCCGAGACUAGUGAAAAUAUCGCUCGAGAAGAGGAGGCUAAAGACAACGAGAAUGGAGAUAAGGGUAGAAAAUUUGAAUGUCAUUAUUGUUGCAGAAACUUUCCUACCUCUCAAGCUCUUGGAGGCCACCAAAAUGCACACAAGAGGGAGCGCCAAAAUGCUAAACGUGCGCAUCUUCAGUCUGCAAUGAUACACGGUGGCCUAUCUGAAGCGCACGUUUAUGGAGUCACGAGUUAUCGUCUAGGUUCGACACCACCCGCAGCCACGGCAUAUAGAGGCAAUUAUCCCUACGCUAGUGACUCAAGGUUAUAUGGUAGUCGCCAUGGAUCCUACACACAGCCACCUAUCAAUGGGAGUCCCUUGGCCUUGUGGAGAAUCCCAUCCCUUCACAGUUCCACUACUUAUAUGCAUCAGCUCCCAUCGUUCUAUGACGAUCACUUGAAGCCGCCAUCAAUUAGUAACCCUAAUUCUCAAAACCUGUUGGGGUAUGAAUCGAAGCCAAGCAUACAAGAUUGUCAUGUGAGUUUGGAUUUACAUCUCUAA